GUGGAUUGUGAAAGCUCUAUACAAACAUCCAGACCUCUUAUAACCCUAUCUACCUUUAUAUGAUUUUAUUUAUUGUUUUCUCGUCCACCCCAUAGACACGUUUUAUCUGUUGUCAUGAUUGCUAUCGGUCUCGAAGGCUCCGCCAACAAGCUUGGUGUGGGCAUCAUGCUGCAUCCCGACGAUGGAAGCACCCCGCAGGUCCUCGCGAAUAUUCGUCACACAUAUGUCUCCCCUCCAGGCGAGGGAUUCCUCCCCAAGGACACAGCUAGGCAUCAUCGAGCGUGGGUUGUAAAGCUAGUGAAGAAAGCGCUCAAGGAAGCUCGUCUAUCCGCCGAUGAUGUGGAUUGUAUCUGUUACACCAAGGGUCCCGGGAUGGGAGCUCCGCUUCAAAGUGUAGCUGUGGCCGCUCGUAUGUUGAGUUUACUCUGGGGGAAGGAGUUGAUUGGUGUUAAUCACUGUGUUGGACAUAUCGAAAUGGGGCGCCUUAUCACUGGAGCUACAAACCCCGUGGUCCUCUACGUCUCCGGAGGAAACACCCAAGUGAUUGCUUACAGCUCUCAAAGAUACCGCAUUUUCGGCGAGACUCUCGAUAUGGCAGUCGGCAACUGCCUCGACCGGUUUGCCCGAACCCUACACAUUUCGAAUGACCCGGCCCCGGGAUACAACAUCGAGCAAUUAGCAAAGAAAGGCAAACAAUUGGUUGAUCUACCAUAUACCGUGAAGGGCAUGGACUGCUCGAUGUCCGGAAUAUUAGCUGCGAUCGAUGCCCUAGCUGUUACACAUGGUCUCGACGGGGCCGAAAAGGAAGCCGAGGAAGGAGACGCAACUGCAGAUACCCCAAUGUCGGAUGGCGUUGAUAAUGUUAAGCCCACACGGGCGGAUCUAUGCUUCUCACUCCAGGAGACGGUGUUCUCUAUGUUAGUCGAGAUCACGGAACGUGCGAUGGCGCAUGUCGGGUCGAAAGAGGUUUUGAUCGUGGGAGGCGUGGGCUGUAAUGAACGACUACAGGAAAUGAUGGGAAUUAUGGCGCGAGACCGUGGAGGAAGUGUUCAUGCAACAGAUGAGAGGUUUUGUAUUGAUAACGGCAUCAUGAUUGCGCAGGCUGGUUUACUUGCAUACAAAACGGGAUUCCGAACACCGCUGAAGGAAUCUACGUGUACGCAACGAUUUCGAACGGACGAUGUGUUUGUGAAAUGGAGGGAUUAGCCUGCCUUUUUUUUUUUUUCCAUGAAUAUUGGAAUAUAAUAGAGUUUAGAAUUCAACAAAAUAAAACAACCCAUUGUAUGUGAC
This is a messenger RNA of Aspergillus ochraceoroseus IBT 24754, 1290 nucleotides long. It is a transcript of the gene kae1, whose product is annotated as O-sialoglycoprotein endopeptidase. Gene Ontology annotation, biological process: tRNA threonylcarbamoyladenosine modification. Lineage: Eukaryota; Fungi; Ascomycota; Eurotiomycetes; Eurotiales; Aspergillaceae. The transcript is spliced from 2 exons. Bases 115 to 1206 code for a protein of 363 amino acids. Gene Ontology annotation, cellular component: cytoplasm; EKC/KEOPS complex. The record is from RefSeq and is a predicted model, not a curated record.